AUGGCUGUAACAAGCUUUUCUUCUCCUCACAUCCUAGUUCAAAAAUCUGGACCUGUUAUAAAGCCUGUUAGCAAAUUUUUGAAGCCUAAACAGAAUGGUCAUAUUACACUCAAGAAAGCACCUACAGUACUUCUAGUCAGAUCCUCCUUAAAAGAGAAGGUUUUCGAGAAUCGAGCUGAGGGCAUAGUUUGUUAUAGAGAUGGCAGUGGGGAGAUAAUUUGUGAAGGAUUCGAUGAAGGCCCUCGUUUUCACCAGCAGCUUCCAUGCUCAUCGUAUCAUCCAAGAGAUGUUGAGAUCAUCAAUCUUCUUCAACAAAGAUUGCUUCAGAUUGUCAAUGGUGGGGAGUUUAGCAAUACUAACAAUGGUGUUUUCGCCGGACAAGAGGACUGCAAUCGGAAUGGCUUUAACAAAUUCUGCUGA
This is a messenger RNA of Dovyalis caffra, 420 nucleotides long. NCBI's taxonomy places the organism in Eukaryota, Viridiplantae, Streptophyta, Magnoliopsida, Malpighiales, Salicaceae. The record is from the annotation of a GenBank genome assembly.